This is a messenger RNA of Medioppia subpectinata, 2450 nucleotides long. NCBI's taxonomy places the organism in Eukaryota, Metazoa, Arthropoda, Arachnida, Sarcoptiformes, Oppiidae. The record is from the annotation of a GenBank genome assembly.
AUGUUUCACUACUCACUGCAGAGGUUAGUGUUGUCCAAGACAUCGGUGUUUAGAUCAUUAUUAGAAGUCAGCAACUUGCGUUUGUCGCGAGCAAACGGCGGUUACUUAGUGGUCUCCUACAGAGUCGGCAACUACAGAAGCAGUGUAAACGGUGUUAACGGCGUUGUUUACCACGGGACAAACAGUCAGCGGACGGGCGAUCAGAUGGCGGCCGAAGACGACGCCGACGAACGCAAGAAGUUUGAAAAGUACUAUAAGUUUCAAAUACAACAGAAACGUCUUCAGGAGAUGUCCUUCUCGUCGACACAUCCCGUGAGCAGCACUUCCAGCGCCGAUCAACUCAUGGCGAAUAUCAUACAGAAAGUGGAGACCGACGCCAAGUUAGACAAACGGCUCAGUAAUAGUCACCACCGAUCGGUUCCUCAGCAGCCAGUCUUCAACGGCACUCAAGUGUCGAUGAUAUCGAGUGCCGUUCACCACAACUCUUCGCAUCCAUUUGUUCCACAGUAUCCUAAUGUCCGGCCAUUAAUGCCGACGCAACCAGUGAUGACACCGACGGCCGGACAACCGCUGAACGUCGGCCCAAAUGCCGGACAUUUGCCUCAAAAUAAUCAGUCGCUGAAGACAACACCAAUUCUUCAGCAACUGUUUACCGAUCGGACCGACAGUGGCUAUAAUUAUACGAAUACUUAUUUGCCUCAAAGCGCUCCCAAUCAACAGCAGUCCAUGACUUCGGCCGCCAAUCCCACCAACAGAUCCGCGAAUAACGCAAAUAACGUAUCAGUGGUGACACCGCCGACAGCCGCUGUCCACCGGAAACUUCCGCAUUGUUUUGAAGACGUGUCCAAAACACCGGCGCUUUACUCACGAGUUUGGGCUUAUGUCCAACUGAACGAUAAUCUCUGCGACACAAACAAACUCUAUCCGGUAUUACUGUCUGUGGGUCUCCCGCAGCAGGUGUUGGCCCAACUCUGGUCAGUCGUUAAUCAGACAAUACCGGGACAAUUGACACGUCCGGAGCUGUCGAUGGCGUUGGCGUUAAUCGCACUCUUGCAGCAGAACUGCGCCAACCCUUUGGACCAGAUCUACAAAUUGGAUUCCCUUCCUCUGCCGACCAUUCGCUUCUUCGACGAUACGAUUCAAGUGAACACCACUUCCGGAGGACAACAGCCGCAGUCGUCAGCAAACGUACCGCAGACCCGACAUUCCGACCACAAUAUUAUUGAUACAAAUAAAAGCGAUCAAAACUUUUCGCCCAAUUUUGGCGAUACUUUGACCGCCGAAGCCGUGGCCACGAAUGACGACGACUUCGAUGACUUUAAGUCCGCUGACGUCCGCAUAGAACCCAUCACUUCUAAUAUUCAUCCGAUUGCCACUCCUUUACCCACAAAACAGUCUACAGAAUUGAUGAUGGGAUCCGUUGUCAGUGAUGUUAUUGAUGACGAUUUUGCUGACUUCAAAAGUGCGGAUUUUAACGCAAUUGAAUCGCAUUUGACAAAGACUUCGAGUGAAAUGGCGGUCAAUGAGUUGGAGUCUAAGCUCAAGAAGCAAACGCUGAGCGACGCCGUGGCCUCCAAUAUCACCGCAAUGUCGUUGACAAAUAGCCCGCGAAACCUGACACCCACUCCAGUGUUUAGUAUAUCAUUAGUGAAUUCUUGGGAUCAUUCUUCGGGCCCAAACACACUGGAAUCGAGUCCCGAUUCUAUUGGUGUCUUUGACGCCGUGUCCGCAGCGGCGGUCAAUUCCAGUUCAUCGGCCGAUAGGUAUAACGUUUUCCGGGAACUCAUGUCCGACACGACACCGAAAGCUGAAGACUUUGGCAAUUUCUUAUCGCAUACGACCGCCAACUUUGACACCGUUUCUGUGGACAGUCUUCAGUUUAAUCCAAAUCAAGACAAUAUCUACGACAGCGUCGAAGCGGUCAGUCAUCAGAUGAUACAGACUUGUCGUCAAUUAAUACACAAAGCGUUUAACGUAUUGAUCGUAAGCCACGGCGAAGACAGCGCCGUAGAGGCCAUUCGGGCCGCAAAUGGCCUCCGAUUUGCAUUCGAUUUACUAGAAGUCUAUGCGAUUGUCAAACGGCUGGACAAAAGUCUUAAGGCGAGCGACAAAUUGAAUGAUAACAUAACGAAACUCAUCGAUGACAUCGACAGCGCGUGGAAUACAAUCGGCUCUCUCUUCGCCAAAGCAUCCAUUGAUAUUGAGUUGAAGGACGAGAGCGUUAUGAAUGAGUCGGAGUCCUCGCCGUCAAACACCGGCAGUCUGUGCACAAUAUGCUGUUCAAAGGCGACCGCUGACCGCCCGGUCAUACCCUUUGCCGGCUUUGAUUACCACACGAGUUGUGCCAAUCUUUGGCUCAAUUGUAUUAAUCCAUCACUUCCUCAGCCAAUAAUCAAUUGUCGUUAAAAAUGAAUUACAUUUGUGUUUAGUUUCUUAAAUGAUAAUCGGAU